Messenger RNA from Penicillium cinerascens, 1032 nucleotides. RefSeq lists its product as uncharacterized. The transcript has a single exon. Lineage: Eukaryota; Fungi; Ascomycota; Eurotiomycetes; Eurotiales; Aspergillaceae. Bases 1 to 1032 code for a protein of 343 amino acids. The record is from RefSeq and is a predicted model, not a curated record.
AUGGCGGGACGGACCGCGAUGCGAACCCCUGAACCGCCCGACCGUGACGACGAACGCGAAGAUUCACCGCCACGAUUGCCGAGGCCGAGACGCACUACCCGACCACCCAAUAAUCAUGCUCGGGAUCAAGAGAUCGACAACCAGCAGAGAACAACACGGUCCCAACUGAGAAAGAAAACCCAAGACAAGCCAGUAACCCAACGUGAAGCGGUCACUUCGGACGACUCCGCGACGGAGAGCGAAGACCUCAACGCCGCCACACUCGUGAAGGAGCUCAUUAAACUCAGGCGAGAGAUCAGGCGACGCGAUGAAUUGCACAAGAAAGAGCUUCAGAAGGUUAAAGAAGAAUUUAGCGUUGCCCUGGCCGAAGUCCGACACGAGCUACAGACCCUGACAGAUAGACCCUCGACACCGCAAUCCCAUGCCGAGGCAUGCGCUCAGAACAGCCACGAUGAGAUCCUCCGCGAGAUUCAAUCCCUGCGCGAUGCCAUCAGCCCGUCCGUUGACAUUGGCUCCCCGUCCUAUGCAGAUGUCGCCCGCACUCCUCCACUCAGUCACCCGAGCAACGUACGGACGCUCUCGACGUCGAAUACAACACCGACCACUUUUACCGACACGUUGUAUUGCACAAUAGAUACCUCGAAGAUGACAGAAAAUGAAAAUGAGAGGAUUUCCGCAGGCCCAAUCCGGACGGCGGUUGAGACAGAGAUUCGGACGAUGGAAGGCCACACGCACUGGCGCUGUCGCGCUGUCACCGUGGACCCGAAGAACAUCAACCGAAUCAGAAUAGCGUGCCGCGACGAAGAUGAACACCAGCUGGUCAAGAAAGUGGCGGAAGCAAAGAUCGGCGCGGGAGCCCGGGUACUCCGUGACGAGCUCUACCCGAUCAAAGUUGACAGCGUCAAUAAGGCCGCCGUGCUAGAUGAAAAAGAUGAGAUCCGAGCCGAAGCCGCGGCAGCCUUCAGCGAAGAGAAUGAAGUUACCGUGGCUAAGAUCGCAUGGCUUAGCAGAAAGGAUAGUGCGAAGGCAUAA